This is a messenger RNA of Anoplophora glabripennis (Asian longhorned beetle), 1523 nucleotides long. Its product is annotated as alpha-L-fucosidase. Gene Ontology annotation, cellular component: lysosome. The record is from RefSeq and is a predicted model, not a curated record. The transcript has 7 exons. Bases 11 to 1429 code for a protein of 472 amino acids. Gene Ontology annotation, biological process: glycoside catabolic process; fucose metabolic process. Gene Ontology annotation, molecular function: alpha-L-fucosidase activity. Lineage: Eukaryota; Metazoa; Arthropoda; Insecta; Coleoptera; Cerambycidae.
UAUUUCAUAUAUGUGUGUAGUAAAUAUGGCGGGUUUAAGGACUGUCGCCUUGCUGCUGACAUUAACAGCGUCCGUUUUGUCCUCAACGGUCUUUACUCAAGAUGACGAGACUAAGUAUAGCCCGACUUGGGACAGUCUCGAUGACAGACCAUUGCCUUCGUGGUACGACGAAGCCAAAUUUGGUAUUUUUAUUCACUGGGGAGUGUUCUCUGUGCCUAGCUUUGGAUCCGAAUGGUUUUGGUCUCAGUGGAAAAAUAAUAAUAAGAAGUAUGUAGAUUACAUGGAAAAGAAUUAUGCACCUGGUUUUACGUACCAAGAGUUUGCUAAAGAUUUUAGGGCCGAGCUUUUUGACGCAACGGAAUGGGCGAAUCUGUUUAAAAAAUCUGGUGCAAAGUACGUUGUGCUGACCAGUAAGCAUCACGAGGGGUACACUUUGUGGCCCUCGAAUUAUGCUUAUAGUUGGAAUUCUAGGGACAUUGGGCCUCACAGGGAUCUUCUCGGCGAACUAGCUGAAGCGGUCAGAGCCAAUAACUUGACUUUCGGUGUUUACCACUCGCUCCUGGAAUGGUUCCAUCCGGUGUACGUAUCGGACAAAAGCUCAGGUUAUACUAAACAAGAAUUCGUCGAUAACAAGAUCAUACCGGAAAUGAAAGAACUCGUCAACACUUACAAACCAGAUAUCUUGUGGUCUGACGGGGAUUGGGAAGCGCCGGACUUUUAUUGGAAAUCCACCGAGUUCUUGGCUUGGUUAUACAACGAAAGUCCUGUGAAGGACACAGUGGUGGUAAACGAUAGGUGGGGCGUGGGUACUCCUUGCCAACAUGGUGGUUUUUACAGUUGCAGCGACAGAUAUAAUCCAGGAACCCUUCAGGUGCACAAAUGGGAAAACGCCAUGACGAUCGACGCGGCCUCGUGGGGCUACAGACGAGAGGCCAAACUGUCCGAGUACCUCAGCACACUUGAUCUAAUUUCCCAACUAGCCUCCACCGUCAGCUGCGGAGGCAACCUCCUAGUGAACAUCGGCCCUACUAAAGACGGCACCAUCAUCCCCAUCUUCGAGGAACGUCUGACUCAGAUGGGACAGUGGUUGGAGAUAAACGGAGAGGCUAUUUACGGUACGAGCCCGUGGACUUACCAGAACGAUUCCGUGACCAAGGGCGUUUGGUACACCAAGAAGGACAGCGCCGUUUACGCUAUUGUGCUGCACUGGACUUGGUCGGGUGAUAAUAUGGUGUUGGCGUCUCCCUUGGAGCUGUUCCAAGACGCCGCGACUACGGUGACCCUGCUCGGGAAUGAAGAUGACGGAAAUUUACCGUGGACCGUCGACGAUACCUACGUUACCAUCACUUUCCCCGAUAAGGCGACCGCUAAAAGCGAAUGGGCUUGGGUGUUGAAAAUAGAACCAAAAUCUGCUAAUAAUGAACUUUAAUUGUAAUUUUAUAAAAAUAUCUUCUCAAUAAUAUGUAGAUAAAAUAAAACGAUUUCAUUUGAUAACAAUUAAUCCAAAUAUACAUGAUAAUAAA